Molecule: messenger RNA, 1524 nt
Organism: Acanthamoeba castellanii str. Neff
Lineage: Eukaryota; Discosea; Longamoebia; Acanthamoebidae
Exons: 11
Coding region: 1-1524 (507 amino acids)
Source: RefSeq, a predicted model, not a curated record
AUGCAGUGCCGUAGUGUGUUUGCCUUCGUGUUGUUUGCCGCCCUUCUGGUGGCGCUGAGCGAGGCGCACAUCUGCCUCAUCAACCCUGUCCAGAGGGCCGGCUACAAUGUCAGUGGGCCGGGAAUGAUGGCGUGCUUCCGUCCCGACGGUCCUUGCGGCAAGGGUAUCCCGGCCGAGCAGCCUCGCGUGACCCUCACCGGCGGCCGCGGGUUCUCCGUCCUCCUGCAGCAGAACCUCAACCACUACAACCCCGGCCACGCCGGGUUCAUCGAUGUGGCCUACGCCCAGGGACCCAACCCGCAGUCGUCGGACUUCAUCCCGCUGGCCACGGUCCCCGACUUCUGGCCCUGGAUGCAGGCGUCGCAGACCAACUUCUCGAUUCCCGUCUCCGUGCCCAACAUUGACUGCCCCCACUGCCCGACCGAGCCUGUGUUCCACAACUGCGCUGAUGUUGCGAUCACCAGGGGCUCCAGCUCGCCCAAGUCCUUCGGCAGCUUGUUCGGCCUCGUGCGCUACGAGCGCGUCCCAUUCGCUCCGACCGAGACCCUCAGCCUGAUCAGCGACGACGGCAGCCUGGCACCUCUCCAGGCUAACAUUGGCGUGCGCUCGGUGGGCUCCGGGAGCCAGGAGGACAAGGCCAACAUCAACCAGUACUACUUGGCUGAGGGCCUCGCGACCAUCAACAAGGCGCAGCAGCUGAUCCACUUCGUCGGUUAUUCUGACAUCGUCGACUACUUCAACAACACGGUGCCGUCCACCCUCAUCACCUACUCCUACACCCAGCAGCGCUUCCUCGACUCCAUCGCCAUCGAGCGUCCCACCGGCGAAUACGCGUCGCAUUGGGUGUCGAUCCUGAGCAUCAGCGACGACAGCAAGAACAAGAUCCUGGUGGAGCUCGUGGGUCCCAACAGCCAGGGCGCGUGGAGGUACCAGUACAGGAUCCUCUCGCCCAACGGCGCCGUGUCGUCGGUGCAGGCCACCUUCCCCUUCGACGACACGUUCGUCAACUUCUUCUGGGCCGACUACGACCAGGUCAACCAGAAGCUCUACAUCCUCAGUGGAGACGAGAACUCCCUCUUCACCCUCAGGGUAAAGCUCUUCGUGGCCGAUCUCAAGGCCAAGACCGUGUCCAACGUGAUGGUGGACAACUCGCGCUACACUCUCACCAACGUCCACGUUCACCCUUCCGGCGGCAUUGUGGCUUUGUCGCCCGGUCUGUUCAACGGCAACGUCGAGCGCGCGACCUGGUCGCUCGUCAAGAUUGACCCUAGCUCCGGCCAGGUGUCCCCGAUCGGCCUGACCGCACCUUUGGGCCAGUACCAGGCCUGGUACGGCGGUGGUGUGUACGGUGCUGCGAUCAGCGACGGCGUUGUGGUCCACGCCUUCAAGAAGGUCAUCGACGGCAGCAUCGUGGUGGCCGGCAUCGACGUGGACUCGGGCAGAGUCGUGGGCACCACCGAUCUCCAGAAUGGCGUCAACGGCGAUCUGUCUCUGUUCGGACUCAUCCACUUGCCUUUCGCCUAG